AUGUCUCGAAACAACAUUCGUGAUGAGGAUUACCUUGAUGAGGAUUACCUUGAUGAGGAGAGCUCUGAAGACGAGGACAUCUCUCUCAUCGAGAUGAAUGCCCUUCAUGCCGCCACUCAGAAUAGCCUCAAGAGCUUUGCGCAGGAGCGUGAGGAGGCCUGCGCUGCCGCGGCCGCUGCCACCGCUGCCACCGCCGCGGGAGUCGGACCUGCAUUCACCUCCACCAAGGUGGCCGAGGACGAUCGCAAACGCGAGGAGGAGCUGUAUGGACCGCCCAGCCCUCCCCGCCAGCCUUGUGGUGUCACUCCCCCGAACCCCGCGGCCAAGGCCUUCACCCAGGGAGCUGCCAACACCAGCAGCACCACCAGCAAGGCUGACGACUCUUGGGAGCCUGCAUCCAACGUUGUAGACUCUAGAUUCACCGCUGUCAAGCGCGGUGCUCAGAAGGCCACAGCCUCUGGUCACGCGACCCGCAGCCAGAUGCCUUCCGAGUCGUCAAUUGCCGACCUCGAGUGGGAGAUCUUCGGCCAGCCCUCCCAGAACGAAUCGACCCAUACCGCCGAGUCCCCCACCACCGAGCAGUUCGCGGCCUCCCAGCUGGGCACCUCUGCAGAUGCGGCCGUUGGCCAGCAUGUCUCGGACACUGCCAGCAACAACCUGCCCGCCGUUGUGGGCAGCAUUGCUCGUCUCGACACGCCCUCUUCCCAUGUCGACGCUUCAGCUGCUGCUACCUCCACUGCGGCCAGCGAUGCCAACGAGUUCCGCCGCCGUGGUCAGCUCUACGACGACGCGACAGAUCGCGCCCGCGCCGCCCGUCUCGCCGCAAUCGAGCAAGCGCUCAACCGCGGAUCUGCCUAUCAUGAGGCUGUCUUGGAGGGUCGUCAUUCCGGAGGCGCCUUCGUCAGCGUUGCUGAGGCCACUGGUCCCCAGGCUGCCCAUGUCGAGAGCGGGCCUGCCAGCGCACCUCUUCAGGAAGCCGGUCGCCCCGUCCCUGUUGGUGGGCCUGAUUGGUUCCUGGACGGCUCUCCCGCCAGCCCUCGGCACGGUGAUGAGCAGGUGCAGUCUCCUCGUCAGCACGCUCGGCCUCGUUACGGCAACUUCGACUUCGGUGCGGACGGCAAGCCCCGUGCUUGA
This is a messenger RNA of Diaporthe amygdali, 1134 nucleotides long. RefSeq lists its product as uncharacterized. The record is from RefSeq and is a predicted model, not a curated record. Bases 1 to 1134 code for a protein of 377 amino acids. The transcript has 3 exons. NCBI's taxonomy places the organism in Eukaryota, Fungi, Ascomycota, Sordariomycetes, Diaporthales, Diaporthaceae.